This is a messenger RNA of Amoebophrya sp. A120, 258 nucleotides long. Lineage: Eukaryota; Dinophyceae; Syndiniales; Amoebophryaceae. The record is from the annotation of a GenBank genome assembly.
AUGCUGGGGAGACGCGCGGCGCGCUGUUCUCAUGAUCGAUGGAAGAAGGCCGAUGUGGCCCCCCAGUGGCGGAAGUUGGGGCGCCCUUUUUUGGGCCGAUUAGCUUUACAGCAGUGGGGCAUAGAUACGGCCCUCCGCCCAGCCUUAGCUCCAACGCCGGCAGUUCUUUCGCAGUCUUCCGUGCCCCAGGGCCCCUUGGAUGUGGUUGUCACAUCCAAGAGACGAGCCCCUCCUUGGGUGCGGAAGACUGCGGGAUAA